CAUAGACUGUCCUCCACAGAGACCAUGCAAGUGUUCAAGGUUGUUCCUGUCCUCCUUUUGCUGAUUUAUACCACUGCCAGCAUCACCAUAUGGCCUACACACACAAUCUGCAAGAACAAUAAUUUGGAUGUAAAGUACCGAAGCUGUGAUCCUCUGCAAGAUCUUGCUUUGAGUGUUGACAGUUGUUCCUAUGUACCCGGCAUAGCUAUUAAUAUCCAAAUAGCAACUAUUUUAAGGUACACCAUCAGUCAACUCUCUGUGGAUAUCAGUCUUACUCUUAAUGGACAACGUAUACCAGUUUAUACUAAACAACUCUGUGAGCAAAAUCAGCCACAGUUUCAAUUCUGUGGAAAGAAGAAAGGAGAAUAUAUUUACUAUGAAGGGCCUGUCUCCCUGAACGUGGAGGGCAUCCCACAAGGAGAAUUUAAUGUAACGGCACAGCUCUUCAAUGGAGACCAUCACACAGUUAUUUGUGCUGAUUUUUUUAUCAGGAAUCGCUGAGGAGGUGCUGUUUGUUGCUCUGUGAGCUGGCAUUGCCUAGACAGUUAAAAUCAGCCUAAGCUUGAGAGGUACAGGGAGAACCCAUUUCAAUCUACCCAUUAUAACAUGCUGAAACAAUGGAAAAAGGAGGCCUAGUGGCUGAUUGAGUUCAGUUGCUUUUGAAUUAAGUUGCAAUAACCUGAUAUAUUCCAAAGGAUUCACUGCAGUACAUUUAGUUUUACUUUCUAUAAGAUUCUGCUUCCUUUUAUUAAACCUUUUUGUUAAA
Candoia aspera is the source of this 766-nucleotide messenger RNA. RefSeq names its product lymphocyte antigen 86 (gene LY86). Lineage: Eukaryota; Metazoa; Chordata; Lepidosauria; Squamata; Candoiidae. The transcript is spliced from 5 exons. The record is from RefSeq and is a predicted model, not a curated record. Bases 25 to 501 code for a protein of 158 amino acids. Gene Ontology annotation, biological process: innate immune response; positive regulation of lipopolysaccharide-mediated signaling pathway.